AAAAAAAAAAAAAAAAACCUUACAAACAUUAAUUAGUGUUGAAACCCACUUUUCUAAACCCUGAGCUGCAUGAACGAGUUGGGUGCCUACCUAGACUCGGACCGGACCCGUCUCUUUUGUUCUCCGCUUUUGGCAUUCAUCGACCGGCCUACAGGAGAGUUCAAGUACCUGCCGUACAAUCUCGAUGGUGAAAGCGAGAACCUGGAGAACUACGAGCCUGGGGGAUUUCACCCUGUCCAUCUUGGCGAUGAGUACGACGGCAGGUAUCGAGUGGUCCACAAGCUCUACUUGGGUGGCUUUUCCACAGUCUGGCUUGUCCGGGACUUCAUCGACAACCGCUGGGCUGCAUUAAAAAUUGUCAUCGCUAGGGAGUCACCUGAGUAUGAGCACCGCUCUGUUAUCAACAGCGAUCCUAGCGUUUCUGGAUCCCGCUUCUUUUCUACGGUCGAACGGAAGUUCUGGCUGAACGGACCUAAUGGUCGCCACCUCUGCCUUGUAUUCCCGUUUGGAGAGCCACAAACUUGCCAACUCCUCACUUAUUCCGGCGAACCCCCAGGACCACACGGUCCUGACUACAUUGUGGCUCACCUGGACUUCUGUGCCUCCAGUACUUUCUUGAGCAGUGAAAUAUGCAUUAUCGACUUUGGCCAGUCUUUCAAGGCUAACAACUCGACCUUGGGCGAUCUUCCCGAGCAGUGGAAAGAUGUCCAAUUCGACGAGGAUGGGUUGGUUGUGAAGGAUGACGGUGACGAGAAUCAGGAGGAGCAGGGUGAACCUCUGACGCAACUGGAAACCCUAGGCGGCUACUUUACAGGCUACUCGGAGGAGACUGAUGAGAUGCUCAAGGCAUUCCCAAAGAUAGGCGAGCCUGAGGCAUCGCACCAUAUUGAUCUCCUCUCGAAGAUCUUUGUAUAUGACCCGGAGAAGCGACCCAGUGCGGAGGAGAUUCCUACGCACCCGGGGUUUCAUCUAGCCGAGGCUCAAUAA
Messenger RNA from Pyricularia grisea, 987 nucleotides. RefSeq lists its product as uncharacterized. Gene Ontology annotation, biological process: protein phosphorylation; spliceosomal complex assembly; regulation of mRNA processing. The transcript is spliced from 6 exons. The record is from RefSeq and is a predicted model, not a curated record. NCBI's taxonomy places the organism in Eukaryota, Fungi, Ascomycota, Sordariomycetes, Magnaporthales, Pyriculariaceae. Gene Ontology annotation, molecular function: ATP binding; protein kinase activity. The coding region runs from base 70 to 987 and encodes 305 amino acids.